Molecule: messenger RNA, 913 nt
Organism: Haliotis rubra (blacklip abalone)
Lineage: Eukaryota; Metazoa; Mollusca; Gastropoda; Lepetellida; Haliotidae
Exons: 7
Coding region: 41-679 (212 amino acids)
Cellular component (GO): intracellular anatomical structure
Source: RefSeq, a predicted model, not a curated record
UGCAAUAGUUGUGUAUAUCUGCAUUUCAGUUACAGACACAAUGCUGGUUAGCCUGUUCUCCACCGUCGUCCUGAUUUGCCUUCCUGUCAUCACAUACGGAAACAGAUCUUCACAAGCGGGUGCCGCGGGUACUGAUGGAGAGGCCCAAACCGAACAUGGUGGUCGCACAUCUGAAAAUCAGUCUGUACAAUUGCUAGUGGAACGGCUGGGUCUGCAGCCCCACCCUGAGGGCGGAUUCUUCUCAGAGAACUGGCGCAGCGAGAGAAAUGUCACGGUGUCCGAACCAGAUUUCAGAGUGGUCCGGUCAGCGAGGACUAAUAUAUACUACCUCCUUGAGGAGCAUGACUUCAGUGCCUGGCAUAGGCUGAAGGAAGAAGAGAUCUUCUACUGGCAUGCAGGAGGGAAAGCUCAGGUCCAUACCAUCGACAAGAGCGGUACUCUGACCACGGUCUACCUGUGUGAUGUCUUUCAAGAUGAUGACUGUGUAUAUGAAGCAAUAAUGCCAGACUCAACCUGGAUGGCUGUCGAGCCAGUAAAAGGGUCCGGAUUUGUACUUAUCGGAGAUGCUGCUUUUCCAGGGUUUGACUUCAGGGACUGGGAACUGGGCCGAGCGAGUGACUUGAUACGGGACUUCCCUGCACAUCGUAAUAUCAUCAAGCGGCUUACCAGGCAGGAAUAAGACCACCCAUAGAUUAUGUCUGAAACUAAUUAAAAAGUAAAACCUGGUAAUUGAUUGGUUGAUAUUUAAGAGAUAGACAAGACCAACGCCUUCACAAUUUCAUAAUAAAGUCCAAUGCUACAUUUGGUGAUACAGUUUAGACGUAAUGCUACGGCUGGUAACAUACUGCUACAUUUGGUGACACAGUUUGUUACUUAAUGCUACAUCUCGUAAUAAAAUUUAGUCCAAAUGCUA